AUGGAGUGUGAAGGCGGAGGAGGAUGGAGUGUUAAGGUGGAGGGGGGAUGUGGAAUGUGUAGAUCAAGUGGGUGUCUGUCCCCAGUGUGUAGACCCAGUGGGUGUCUGUCCUCAGUCUGUAGACCCAGUGGGUGUCUGUCCUCAGUCUGUAGACCCAGUGGGUGUCUGUCCUCAGUCUGUAGACCCAGUGGGUGUCUGUCCUCAGUCUGUAGACCCAGUGGGUGUCUGUCCUCAGUCUGUAGACCCAGUGGGUGUCUGACCCCAGUGUGUAGACCCAGUGGAAGUCUGUCCCCAGUGUGUAGACCCAGUGGGUGUCUGUCCCCAGUGUGUAGACCCAGUGGGUGUCUGUCCCCAGUGUGUAGACCCAGUGGAAGUCUAUCCCCAGUGUGGUGUCUGUCUCCAGUGUGUAGACCCAGUGGAAGUCUGUCCCCAGUGUGUAGACCCAGUGGAAGUCUGUCCCCAGUGUGUAGACCCAGCGGGUGUCUAUACCCUGUGUGUAGACCCAGUGGGUGUCUGUCCCCAGUGUGUAGAUCAAGUGGGUGUCUGUCCCCAGUGUGUAGACCCAGUGGGUGUCUGUCCCCAGUCUGUAGACCCAGUGGGUGUCUGUCCUCAGUCUGUAGACCUAGCGUGUGUCUUUCCUCAGUCUGUAGACUCAGUGGGUGUCUGUCCCCAGUCUGUAGACCCAGUGGGUGUCUACCCAGUGGGUGUCUGUCCUCAGUGUGUAGACCCAGUGGGUGUCUGUCCUCAGUGUGUAGACCCAGUGGGUGUCAGUCCCCAGUGUGUAGACCCAGUGGGUGUCUGUCCCCAGUGUGUAGACCCAGCGGGUGUCUGUCCCCAGUGUGUAGACCCAGUGGGUGUCUUGUCCCCAGUGUGUAA
This is a messenger RNA of Biomphalaria glabrata, 876 nucleotides long. Its product is annotated as keratin-associated protein 4-3-like. The transcript has 4 exons. The coding region runs from base 1 to 876 and encodes 291 amino acids. Gene Ontology annotation, cellular component: keratin filament. Lineage: Eukaryota; Metazoa; Mollusca; Gastropoda; Planorbidae. The record is from RefSeq and is a predicted model, not a curated record. Gene Ontology annotation, molecular function: structural molecule activity.